Molecule: messenger RNA, 699 nt
Organism: Cercospora beticola
Lineage: Eukaryota; Fungi; Ascomycota; Dothideomycetes; Mycosphaerellales; Mycosphaerellaceae
Source: RefSeq, a predicted model, not a curated record
GACAGCACUCUCUCCUGCGCGCCAUUGACACCAGCAACCACGUCAAGAAAGCCACUGGUACCCGUGGGACCCGGGAGAGUACCUCAAGCGAACACAUUGGCCGCGCACGGCCCCCUCCACCACCAGAACAAUGCCAACUCCAGAGUCCGAAUCGUUCAAAGCCGCGAAGCCAAAGGUUGCGCCGACCUUCGAUGGCGUAGACUACGAUGACAACAAGGCACUCAAGGCCGCACAAGACGCGAUUAUCAGAGAGCAAUGGGUUCAGAGCAUGAUGGCGCGAUUGAUUCGAGAGGAAAUGGGCAAGUGCUAUUACAGGGAAGGUGUCAAUCAUUUGGAGAAGUGCGGGCAUUUGAGAGAGCGAUACCUGCAACAACUCAAGCACUCGAAGAUCAAGGGAUAUCUGUUCGAGCAACAGAAUUACGUGCCAAAGACAGAGUAAGAUGUACAUUACGGAGGAGAGUACGAAACGGACGAAGACAUUAUACGCUCAAGAAAGGCUACUGAUGAGUGCAAUCAUACUAUCGGCACUUUCAACGCACGCGAGGCCACAAAUGUACAAACGCUUUCCAUAAUUAUCCUGACGACGUUGCGGAGUCAGCUGAGCUUCUACACGUUCAUCGCAUGGGUCUGUCGAAGCGGCACUGUAGCGCGCACAGAUUGGUAGCGAUCCCGGAAGAGUGAUGAAAUGGGCACAAGCUU